Phyllostomus discolor (pale spear-nosed bat) is the source of this 2333-nucleotide messenger RNA. It is a transcript of the gene DDX59, whose product is annotated as DEAD-box helicase 59. Gene Ontology annotation, molecular function: RNA helicase activity; nucleic acid binding; ATP binding. The transcript is spliced from 8 exons. Lineage: Eukaryota; Metazoa; Chordata; Mammalia; Chiroptera; Phyllostomidae. Bases 366 to 2222 code for a protein of 618 amino acids. The record is from RefSeq and is a predicted model, not a curated record.
UCCCUCCCAAAGGCUGGAGGAGGGGCUUCUCCUCCGCUCGCCCCUCCCAGCCGCGGCGAGGCCGAGCCUGACGGCCGGAAGCCCGGUCCGGCGCUUAGAGGGGAGCAGGCUCCGCGCUGCAGGGGACGCGGCGGCCCGGCGGCUCGGGACUCCGCCCGGUCUGGGCCCCGGGCCCUAGACCGCGGCCCCGGGAUGGGCGUUCCCGCUCGCCCCGCGCCGCGCCCCUCCCGGCCCGUCUCCUAGCAGCCCCGAGAUGCGCAGGCGUCCUGGGUGCGCAGCCGCCCAAACGCGCAGGCGCUCUGGGCGCGGGCCUCCGUGACGCGCAGGCGCUCUGGGUGCGGGGCCGCGGCCCGGCGUGUUGAAGGAUGUUUGUUCCGCGGUCCCUCACCGUCAAGAGGAACACGCAGGAGGACGGCAGAGGCGGCAGCACGGCCAAGAAAGCGAAGCCAGGAGCAGAAGGCCUCCGGCGGGACGAAGGCAGCGGUCCCGGUCACCCAGCUGAUGCCCGCGUUGCAGAAGAAGCCGCAGCCGGCGACAGGCGCGGUGCGGAACCGUGUCCCUGCCCCAGUCCACAGGCGGGACCCGGGCGGGGUGCCUUGGACAGCCGUCAGUCUGAGGAGCCCGUUAAGUCGUUUUCCAAGACGCAGCGCUGGGCAGAGCCCGGGGAACCCGUGUGCGUGGUCUGUGGCCGUUACGGGGAGUACAUCUGUGACGAGACAGAUGAGGACGUGUGCAGCCUGGAGUGCAAAGCGAAACACCUGCUGCAGGUUCGGGGCGAGGAGGGGACGGCAGCAGGUGGCAGCCCGCAGCGUGCUGGCUCGCAGCCCGAGCCCCCGCUUCCCCUGCCGUACGUGUAUAAAGAGCACCCCUUUAUCGCGAGCCUUCAGGAGGACCAGGUGGAGAACCUUAAACAGCAGCUGGGAAUUUCAGUUCAGGGGCAAGAUGUCGCCAGGCCCAUCAUUGACUUUGAGCACUGUGGUUUCCCCGAGGCCUUGAACCUCAACCUGAAGGCCUCGGGCUAUGAAGUGCCAACCCCCAUCCAAAUGCAGAUGACUCCCGUGGGGCUCCUGGGGAGGGACAUCCUGGCCAGUGCCGACACGGGCUCUGGGAAGACAGCUGCCUUUCUCCUUCCCGUGAUCAUCCGAGCUUUGCCGGAGAGCACGGGUCCCUCGGCACUCAUCCUCACCCCGACGCGGGAGCUGGCCAUGCAGAUCGAGAGGCAGGCCCAGGAGCUGAUGCGCGGCCUGCCGCGCAUGAAGACCGCGCUCCUGGUCGGGGGCUUGCCGCUGCCGCCCCAGCUGCACCGGCUGCGGCAGCGCGUCAAGGUCGUCAUAGCGACCCCCGGCCGCCUCCUGGACGUCGUGAAGCAGAGCUCCGUCCAGCUCUGUGGCGUGAAGAUCGUGGUGGUGGACGAAGCGGACACCAUGCUGAAGAUGGGCUUCCAGCAGCAGGUGCUGGACGUCCUGGAGCGCGUCCCGCGCGGCCGCCAGACCAUCCUGGUCUCGGCCACCAUCCCCGCCAGCAUAGAGCAGCUCGCCGGCCGGCUGCUGCGCGAGCCCGUGAGGGUCGCCGCCGGCGCCCCGAACCUGCCCGGCGCCCACGUGCGGCAGAUCGUGCUGUGGGUGGAGGAACCCGCCAAGAAGAAGAAGCUGUUUGAGGUCCUGAACGACAGGAAGCUCUUCCGGCCGCCCGUGCUGGUGUUCGUGGGCUGCAGGCUGGGCGCGGACCUGCUGAGCGAGGCGGUGGGCAAGGUCACGGGCCUGAAGAGCGUGUCCGUGCACGCGGAGAAGCCCCAGGCCGAGCGGAGGCGCAUCGUGCAGGGCCUACUGGACGGAGACCACGAGGUGGUGGUGAGCACGGGGGUCCUGGGACGAGGGCUGGACCUGGUCCGGGUCCGGCUGGUCGUGAACUUCGAUAUGCCCUCGAGCAUGGACGAGUACGUGCACCAGGUGGGGAGAGUGGGCCGGCUGGGCCAGCGUGGGACGGCCAUCACCUUCGUCAACAACAGCUCCCGGCGGCUCUUCUGGGACCUGGCGAAGCGGGUGGAGCCCACGGGGUCGCUGCUGCCCCCGCAGCUCCUGCAGUCCCCCUACCUGCGCGAGCAGCAGCGGAGGGAGCAGCAGGGGGACCGGCAGGCCCAGGGCCGCCUGGUCACCGGCGCCAACCUCAUGGACAUCAUCCGGAGGCACGACAAGACUCACGCUGGCCACGCUGCCAGGUGACCCCCGUCACCCCGGUUACCGGGGUCACCCCGCCCGAGCUCGCACUGCCAGUGCCGUCGGCGAAUUUCCGUAUGUCGUUCUCUGCGGGCGAGGACACGAAAUAAAACACCU